CUGAGGAGGAAACUGAAGAGACAGUUUUUCUCUGUUCCUUUCAUUUGACGAACACUGAUCAAAGGCAUGAAAGAAGGGGAGGUUGUGGGAGAAGAGUCGUUCUGGAACGGCGAAAUGGUAACAUUUAUGGCACCUCCGGAAGAGCUUCAGUGUGCAAGAAACGGACGUAAAUGGCGUUGUAGCCGCUGGAGGAUCCACGGUGAAUCAUACUGCGAAUUUCAUUUUCUCCACCAAAAGAACCGUUGCAAGCAAAACCCUGCGAAAACCAGGCCACAUAAGAAGAAGAGGAAGAGGACUAAUCAAAAUGAACGAGUGGAAGAAGAAAAGGGUAUUUCUGUUUUGGACUAGGACUAUGGGAAUGGCGGAGAAGUUGAGCCUUGGUCACGGAGGACUAGGAAUGCCAAGUUUGCAGCGGAGAAACAAGAGAAUGGCCCCAAAUCCAAGGGGAAGAAAGAUGGAAACGGUGACAAAAGGGAGUCAUUUUCAAGGACUGGCAAUGUCUCCUCAGCUGAAAAAAUGGAAGUUGCGGGUGGUGGUUAUUGCCAUCAGUGCCAUCAGCUCAAAAGCCGAGUGCAGUUCUGCCGCAAGUGUCAACGUAAACGCUACUGUGAUUCAUGCAUAAAAAAAUGGUACCCGCGGUUUCCAGAGAAAGCCAUAGCUGGGUCCUGCCCAUUUUGCCGUAAAAUUUGCAACUGUAAAUCAUGUUUGCGUUCGGACCAACUCAUGAAGGAUGUCAAAAACUCUGGACUGCCAUUGAAUAAAGAAGAAAGAAUUAAACACUUCAAGUAUCUAAUCUCCUUGUUGUAUCCUUUCCUGAAACAAUUUAAUGAGGAGCAAAUGAAGGAAAUAGAGCUACAAGCCAAGAUCCAAGGAUUAAGGUCAUCAGAGAUGGAACUACUUCGGGCUGUUUCUAGUGAUUACGAACGUUUGUAUUGCAAUAAUUGCAAAACAUCAAUAGUUGAUCUCCACAGAGUCUGCCCAAAAUGUUCAUAUGAGCUUUGCCUCACUUGUUGUUGGGAAAUUCGGGGUAAAUGCUUGCGGGGUGGAGAUAAAAUGGUCCAAAGAUAUUUAGACAGAGGGAAAGCUUACUUACAUGGAGGGGAACCUUUAUCAUUAGAUAAGGAAAAGAACAAGACAAGCUCUAGGAAACAUGUCAAGCUACCAUCUGAGUGGCAAGUAAAGGGAAAUGGUGACAUCCCCUGCCCAGUGGAAAAACUGGGUGGUUGUGGACACAAGUGCUUGGAGUUGAAAUGCAUGUUGCCAGCCAAUUGGGUUUCUAUGUUGAAAAUCAAAGCUGAAAGAUUGGUUAAGUUGCAUAAACUUGACAAUGGGCUUGGAACCUUAACAGGACAUUGUUCUUGUCUAUUUGAUAAUGAGAUUGGUGUUGUGAAUGACGCAAUACAGGAACACGGUAGUAAGGAACGCUUGUAUUCUCCUUUGGCCAAAGAUUUACAACAGGGGGAUCUAGAGCAUUUUCAGUGGCAUUGGAUUAAGGGAGAGCCAGUGAUUGUUAGGAAUGUUCAUGAAUUAACCUCUGGCUUAAGUUGGGAGCCAAUGGUACUGUGGCGUGCAUUCCGUGAUGUAUCAAAUAAGAAAGGUUCUUCAAACGUUAAUGUGAGAGCAAUUGAUUGUCUUGACUUGUGCGAGGUUGAACUAAACAUUCAUAAAUUUUUCAUGGGAUAUUUAGAGGGUUGUGUACAUAGUAACUCUUGGCCUCAGAUUCUGAAACUAAAAGAUUGGCCCCCAUCAAAUCAUUUUGAGGAGCUCCUACCACGCCAUUGUGCAGAAUUUGUCAGUUCCUUGCCGUUUUUGGAAUACACGAAUCCUUUCUCAGGCAUCCUCAACAUGGCAGCAAAAUUGCCUGCAAACAUUUUGAAGCCUGACCUUGGUCCAAAAACAUAUAUAGCUUAUGGAUUUGUUGAAGAGCUUGGGCGUGGAGACUCAGUGACCAAGCUUCAUUUUGACAUGUCGGACGCGGUGAAUGUUUUGGUGCACUCAGCUGAAGUGAUUCAUACCUCUGACCAGCUUGCAGAUAUAGAAAUUUUGAAAAUGAGGCAUGUAAGACAAGAUCAAAUGGAGUUAUAUGGCAAUUACAGGGACUCCAAUUUGCCUUUGGAAGAGCAAGUAGGUAUGGACUUUUGGCCGAAGCAUUUGAAGAUGAUAGGUAUAACUAGCAAGAAGGAAGUGAAUCCAUGUCAGUGUUCAGAUUCAACAACUAAAUUGCUGAUGAAAACUUUAGGAUUUCAAAAUGAAGAGAACUCUAAAUUGGAUAAAGAAAGCAACGGGAGAAUUAAAGAGGCUCAUAUCAGUGAUACCUCAUUUUCAAAUAUGCAUUUUCCUAAUGGCUGGGACGAAGAUUCUUGUUUGCUGAUGAAAGGGCAAGUUGAUGCUGAUGUCAUGGUUAAAGUUGUGAAGUCGCCAAAGAGAAAAAGUAGAACUAGAAAGAAGAAAGUGAAAUCUUGUCAAACAUCAUUGUUGGUUCAAAAUAAAGAGGAAUUAGAAGUGGGUGAAAGUAACAGGAAAAUAUAUAAGACUCAUUCUGAUAAAGCUAUAGAUGCGUGUUUAACAAAUGAAGCAUCUGGAGGUGGGGCUCUUUGGGAUAUUUUUCGUAGGCAAGAUGUUCCCAAACUUGAGGAAUACCUUAGGAAGCAUCAUAGAGAAUUCAGGCAUGUUUAUUGCUCUCCAGUGGAUCAGGUUGUGCACCCGAUUCAUGAUCAAACUUUCUACCUGAACAUGCACCAUAAGAGAAAGCUCAAGGAGGAGUUUGGAGUCGAGCCUUGGACCAUUAUACAAAAACUUGGAGAAGCGAUCUUUAUACCUGCUGGUUGUCCUCAUCAAGUGAGAAAUCUCAAGUCAUGUACAAAAGUUGCUCUUGACUUCGUGUCUCCUGAAAAUAUUCAUGAAUGCAUCCGUUUGACCGAGGAGUUCCGGGUUCUUCCACAUGAGCAUAGGUCUAAGGAGGACAAACUAGAGGUGAAGAAAAUGAUGCUUCAUGCUUUGAAAUAUGCCGUGGAGGAAUUGGAGAAGCUCACUGCAUGAGUCUCUUAAUCCCCAUCCUUUGAAAUAUAUUUAUUCUAAAUAUUGCCAGGCAGCAACAGUGGUAGGUGUCAUAAUUUUUGCGAACAGAUUUUGCACCUAAUUUGUUAGAAGUCUCUUCUUUUCGUUGGAGUUCUCAAGGGUGUGUCCAUUGUUUCUGGUAAGAAGCUCAGUUUUUUUGUACAAACUCUGAUUUCUGAGGGGAAUUGACGUGCAAGUUAUAUUGUAUUUACUCUUUUCAGCCAAUGCAUGAUUUAAACUUAUUAUAUUCAGCCAAUGGUUUAAGAUCAA
Messenger RNA from Gossypium raimondii (Peruvian cotton), 3327 nucleotides. RefSeq names its product lysine-specific demethylase JMJ26-like. NCBI's taxonomy places the organism in Eukaryota, Viridiplantae, Streptophyta, Magnoliopsida, Malvales, Malvaceae. The transcript is spliced from 14 exons. Gene Ontology annotation, cellular component: histone deacetylase complex; chromatin. Gene Ontology annotation, biological process: regulation of transcription by RNA polymerase II. Bases 517 to 3039 code for a protein of 840 amino acids. Gene Ontology annotation, molecular function: chromatin DNA binding; histone H3K9 demethylase activity; transcription coregulator activity. The record is from RefSeq and is a predicted model, not a curated record.